Messenger RNA from Phyllopteryx taeniolatus (common seadragon), 1494 nucleotides. RefSeq names its product snail family zinc finger 2 (gene snai2). Gene Ontology annotation, biological process: regulation of DNA-templated transcription. Bases 152 to 940 code for a protein of 262 amino acids. Gene Ontology annotation, molecular function: DNA-binding transcription factor activity, RNA polymerase II-specific; RNA polymerase II cis-regulatory region sequence-specific DNA binding. The record is from RefSeq and is a predicted model, not a curated record. Lineage: Eukaryota; Metazoa; Chordata; Actinopteri; Syngnathiformes; Syngnathidae. The transcript is spliced from 3 exons.
CUCGUCGGCCUCCAACAUGACUCUCCUCAGCUGGACUUGAGCAAGCAGGAUUUCCGUCUCUUUCUCUUUUUUUUUUUUUUUUUUUUUUUGCUUUCUAACGUCUACUUCUCACUUGUUUAAGAGGGGGAGAGAACAAGAAGUUGCGUUGAAAAUGCCGCGCUCGUUUCUGGUCAAGAAGCACAUCAACUCCGCCAAGAAGCCCAACUACAGCGAGCUGGAGAGUCCAACAGUGCUCCUCAUGCCGCACUUGUACAAGGGCCUCCCGCUGCCCGUCAUCCCCCAGCCGGAGUUUCUGAGCCCGGCCGCGUACAGCCCCAUCACGGUGUGGACCACCAGCAGCCUUCCGCUCUCCCCGCUGCAGCCCGGCGACCUGUCCCCGCUGUCCGGAUACCCUUCUUCGCUCUCGUCCUCCUCCUCCUCCUCCUCAUGCAAGGACCACAGCGGCUCCGAAAGCCCCCGCAGCGACGAGGAGGAGCCCGGCGGCCCGCCGCCUCAGCAGGACGCGGACAAGUUCCGGUGCGUCCAGUGCGCCAAGUCCUACUCGACCUACUCGGGACUCGUCAAGCACAAGCAGCUGCACUGCGACGCGCUGCAGGCCCGCAAGUGCUUCACGUGCAAAUACUGCGACAAGGAGUACGUGAGCCUGGGCGCGCUCAAGAUGCACAUCAGGACUCACACGUUGCCGUGCGUGUGCAAAAUCUGCGGCAAAGCCUUCUCCAGGCCCUGGCUUCUGCAGGGCCACAUCAGGACGCACACCGGCGAGAAACCCUUCUCGUGCCCCCACUGCAAGCGGGCGUUCGCCGACCGCUCCAACCUCAGGGCUCACCUGCAGACCCACUCGGAUGUGAAAAAGUACCAAUGCAAGAACUGCUCCAAGACCUUCUCGCGGAUGUCGCUGCUGCACAAGCACGAGGAAUCCGCUUGCUGCGUAGCACACUGAACGCACGGGAUACUCUCUUCCGCGACCACAAGACUUGUUUUUCUUCACAUAUAUCUUUUUUUGUUUGUUUGCUUUGAAAGCAAAUUUCCAAGCCCGGAAGUCGUCGUCAGGGAAUGUUUUUGCUUGGACCAGUGGUCCAUUUCAACGUUUUGUUUUUUGCAAUAGCUUCCUGUCUCAAGCCUUACAUACUCACUCACACUACCUGUGCUAUUCAUGCACUUUUUUUUGCAUGUCUACGACAUCUCCUGUGCCUUCACUUUGCUCGGACACAUCAAGUUUAAAGGACACGAUGGGAAUACCGAAGCCAUUGUUACUUAGGGAACUUGAAUUUUUGCACAGACAUUCCAAACAGAUUGCCAGCACUCGCGUAGGGAUCAUUUUGUUCCCCCCUUUUAAAGUGCCUCAGUUUUUACUCAGCAAUAAAAUGUAUUUUUUCCUUUUAUAUUUUUUGAUACUAUAUUGAAUGUAAGCGUGACUGCGAUGAUUGUAUAUUAAAACUGCAAUGCAGGUUGGUUUUCAUACUCUCGUGACACUUAAAUAAAAGUCUCAUGGCA